CUGUUACACUUUCUUCUUCUACUUUUUUUCCUUGUCCAACAUUUAGAAUAGAGUUUCAGUAUUUUUUCUUGAAUUUAUUAUAAUAAUAAUUAUAGCAAGUAAAUGUAAUUGAAGUUUACAAAAAAACUUAAUUUACGUCAGACGAUGUUUGAAGAACAAUAAAAGUAAAGCAAUGACAAGUUUCGGUGGAAAAAUCGCAUAGCGGAAUUUCAUAACCUCUUUAUUUGAAUGACAAUAACAAUAAUAAUUUUAAAAAAUGGCCGAAUAUUUAAGAGGAGUGUUGCAAGUUAUUGUUGGACAGAUUUGUCAAUCUAUAGGCUGGCGUUCAGUUCAUUCAAGUCCUUUAGAAUUUAUGGUUGAUCUGUUACACGAGUACUUGAGACAACUAGCCCAUAUUUCUAACGAGUAUGCUGAAGUACUUGGACGUACGGAUGUAAAUCUCGACGACGUUGGUCUCGCAUUUCAACACAUGAACAUCGAUCUCAAUCAACUCGCAGAGUAUGUCGAAAACUUCGAGUCAAUUCCAUGUGCAAUUCAAAUUCCAAAGUACCCGGUACUCCGUGAGGAUCAUUUGAAUUUCAUGAAACCUGGUAGUCAUGAAGUUAUUAAACGUCCGAUGCACGUGCCUGAAUAUUUACCUCCAAUGUAUCCCAACCUUGAAGAAUUGUCAGCUGUAGAAGAAAAGAAAAUAAUAUUUAAAAAUGAUGAAAAUAUAAAUUUGAAUCAAAAUAUAAAUCCGUCAAUUGGUUUGUCAGUCCAGAAUCAAAUGAGUACGGUUAUCAAUAACCAAAUACUUGGGGUAAUAAAACGUCCUGGAGAUCCUCUGUUUAAUAGUUUUGGUCCAGAUAAACGUAUUAAAAUGAGCGAUGAAACUAAAAAGUUGCGUGAGAUCCAGAGUGUGAUGAUGACACCAUCAGGUUUCUUGUCACCGGCUCGUGAAGGUAAAUUACCUGAAUCAUGUUCUCCAAGUGAGGUGUCUAUAGUUUAUGAUAAAAUGGGGGAGCUUAAAAAUGAUACUAAUGAAUAUCACGGAAAUUCUUUAUUAUCUAUAGAUACGCCAGGAUUUAGCGGUAACAAUGAUGUAGAGCUUAUUAGAUUGCCAACUCCAUGUUAUAUAUAUUCACAGGAUGAUAUGACACCACCAAGUACUCCAGAAAUACCCAAGACACCUGAGAUAAAAAUCUCCAAAGUUGAAUCACUUGCGUCAGUAUCACAAGAACAAUCACUUUUUAAUGAUUUUGGCAUCGCACCAACAAUGCAUUUUUCUAUGUAUCCGGUUUCGCCUACUGAUGGUCCGGGAUUAAUUCCUUAUGUAAUUAAUUCCCCUUCAAUUACAAGUCUACCUUUGCCAUCAAUUCAAUCUGAUAUGAAGAGUAUAAAUGCAAACAUAAUAUAUGAUUCAAGUAGUAAGGAAGUAAAAACUGGCAAGCGCCAAUCAUAUAUCACAAAAAGUCUGUUGCCAUCAUAUUCAAAAGUUGGGAAUGCUAUUGAGCUUUCAUCGAUUUCGCGACUGGAGAAUCAAUAUUCCCCAACGAUGAGUCCUAAAAAACUUGAUAAGAGUUCGAAAAAACAUAAAAAUGACACGAAGGAUAAAUCCCUAACGAAGACAGACAUGAAAGAAAAAAAUUGUGUGGAAAUUAGUACGGAAAAAAAAAAAAAUAAUAAUAAUAAUAAUAAGAAGAUGAAAAAAAUUAAAAUAGAAGACAACGGCGUAAAAGUUACAUUUGCACUUGAUUCGCCUGCAUCAAAACCUACGACAAUAAAAAAAUCUCGAUCUAAAAUUGACGAAAAGAAAGAAGAGUUAAAAACUAUAAAUAGUGUAAGAUCUCAUUUUCAGUUAAAAUUUGAUUCUACUGCAUCAAAACAUAUGACGCCAAAAAAUUCAGUUAAGAAAACCGCCGUUAAAAUAAAAAACAAAAACAAUGGAAAUAAAAAUAACAUUUUUAGUAGUCAAUUCAAAGGGUUAAAAGUUAAUCCGAAUGAAAUAAAACCCCUGAUUACGGAAAAUCAAUUUGUUGAGAAAAUAAUUUUAAAACCAUUGCCAAAAAAAGUCGAUGAAGUUAAAACUGAAUCCAGCUUAUUAGAGCCGUUCGCUUCAGCUUAUAAACCAGUUAAAGAGAAGAUUAAAAAAGUUAAAUCCGAUGAUUGUAUGAAGAAAAGUUUAAAAGGUAACAAAUCAAUAAGAAAGCGUGUGAAAGAAACUGUUCCAGUUAUUUCUCCAACUAUAGUUGGUCCAGAUGGACAGCAAAUUUGGAUCUGUCCAGCUUGCGGUAGAGAAGAUAAUGGAACUCCGAUGAUUGGUUGCGAUGACUGUGACGCUUGGUACCACUGGAUUUGUAUCGGGAUGCACGUACCACCCCCUCAUGAUGUCAAUUGGUACUGCAAGCGAUGUAUUACUAAAAGACUAAAGUCUAUUUCUAAUCACAAGAACCAGAGAAAAGUUUAAGUUUUAUCCAUGAACUAAAAAUCGGUCGAUAAUAGAAUUUCUUUCUCAUAUUUUCAGUAGGCUUAGCUAAUACUCUACAGUAAAUUACUUAUUUUAUAAGUAUAUAUUUUAUUAGUUUUUAUUUAAAGUUUAUAAAACAAAAUUACAACUUUACUUUUGUUUAAAAAUAAAAAAUUAUUUUCGUUACGAAAACAUAAUCAUGUACUUUUGUAUGGAUAUAUUC
Microplitis mediator is the source of this 2669-nucleotide messenger RNA. RefSeq names its product transcription initiation factor TFIID subunit 3-like. Gene Ontology annotation, cellular component: transcription factor TFIID complex. The record is from RefSeq and is a predicted model, not a curated record. The transcript is spliced from 2 exons. Lineage: Eukaryota; Metazoa; Arthropoda; Insecta; Hymenoptera; Braconidae. Gene Ontology annotation, molecular function: protein heterodimerization activity. Bases 257 to 2446 code for a protein of 729 amino acids.